Molecule: messenger RNA, 6179 nt
Organism: Lonchura striata (white-rumped munia)
Lineage: Eukaryota; Metazoa; Chordata; Aves; Passeriformes; Estrildidae
Source: RefSeq, a predicted model, not a curated record
GCCCCCGCGGAGGGGCGCCCGCAGCAGUUCGGGGCCGAUUAUCGCCCCCAAGUCUUUGCUCCUUCUCCCCGCCCGGCCUCCGGCCCGCGGGGCCCGAGGUUAAAUAGCGUUCUCACCAGCUGCCCUCCGCAGGAGGCCCCGGUGCCCUCGGGCUGCUGUCCCAGCCGUUGGGCCACCCCAACGAGCAGCGUCCUCCCCCCGCGUCCCCUCCGGCUGCGAUGGCCGCGCUCCUCCUUCUUCUGCAGCUGCUCGUCUGCUGCCGCCGGGGCUCGGCGGCCUCCCCUGUCCGUCUGCAGCCGUCACCCCUGCGGGUCAGCUGCCCGGCCCCUCACGGCCAAGUCUUCCAGCGGCAGGACAACGAGCACAGGGUGUCGUGCCUGUGGAACAGCACCGUCACCCUGCAUUACCAGCCCGCCCCAGGAGCAGGGCUGGAGGUAGAGGGGGAGGAGGGGCAGCCACCAUCCCCACCUCGCUGCGUCUGGUACCUGAACUCGGCCUCUCUAAGGAACAUCUCACGCUGGUCAGGCCAGGUGGUGCUGCAGUCAGGAGAAGCUCCUCCACCCGGGGCCUCCAGCCUUCUUACAGUGCAGUGCUCGUCUGCCUCCUGCGCUGCACCCGAGUGCUUUCACCACAACGUGAGCGUCGAGAUCGUGGAGCAGGAUAUGCGGCUGUUCAUGCUUUGGCCACACACACACGUUGUCCAAGUGUGGCAGCCGGUGGAGCUGGGCUGGUGUGCGCGCCUCAAGAGUGCUGGCUGGCAGUACCGCUUCAGCAGCCGGAGAGGCGUCCCUUCGACCCUUCUCCUUCCCAGCAGUGAGCACCAGGACACAACAUCACCUACUGUCUAUCCAACAGUUGAGCUGCAACAGACCUGUGCCACCUACUACAGCUACCGCUUGACUGUGCGCUACAGGCACCCCGGGAUCCACGUUGCUAUGAUCAGUAUCGAGCAGAUGCCUCACAUAAGCCUCCGCCUCUUUCUCAAGGUGGAGCCUGACUUGGUGCAUGUCCUCAGUAUCAGCUCCAAGCUCCUUAGUGUUCCUCAUCAGCCCCUCAGCUUAUCCUGGUGGCUUCAGCCCCUUACCCUGAGUACACUUGCCUACAGACUGGUGGACACACAGGCUGUAGGAGGUUGGCUCUGCUCCUACAGUUCAUUUACGCUUUCAAGCAACUUCUGUGCCAUUUCUACACCUCAGAGCCCGGAUGAGAUAGUGGUGGCCAGCGUUUACUUCCAUGUUGAUGGAGAGAGGUUUGAGGAAUUGAUGGGGGAACUGCACCUGCUCAACAGCACCCUGAUCUUAACUGCUGGCAAAGAAACUCCCAUACAUGUGAACCUUUGUCCAGGGAAGACCAACAGCAGCACUUACAUUUUCAGGUACAAUCAGGGAACAUUUUACACAUCUAAAGACAACAGCACCUUUUCCACAGAUCACCCUAACACACACACUAUAUUCUACCAAUACAAGGAGCUCUCCUACUUACUCACCAUAGAGUUUCUGGCCUUACAGUGGUACAAGUUCAAAAUGUACCUUUAUAUGAACCAGAAGAGGGCUUUGAUUAGGUCACUGGCAGAAAGAGACCUUGACAUCCAUGUUUUCAGCACUGGCCGUCCUUCUUUUCUGCAGAACUUUAGUUAUUUACUGUGGUUUAUCCCUGCACAACAUCCGAUGCUACAGUGCGAGUGGACCUUCCAUCUGCAGCUUUUUGGCACAAAGAAAGACCAUAUUGUCCAGAGCAGCACAUAUACGUACAAUGACCAUGUAAAAAAUGCUGCGCGUUUUGUCCGUCGCUCUGCUUUACCCUUUGAUGCAGAGAAAUACACGGGGUUUGUGGCAAAAGUGAACUGCACCAGCAGUGCACCUACACCAGCUCUUUUAAGCGUCAGGGUCAACAACCAUACUGCAAAAACCAUAGAAGCACCAGUGGUUUGUGAGCAAAAAGAAUGUUGGAUAAGCAGGUGUUGGAUUGAUAGACCUAAUCCCAGAUCCAUUAUCUUGUACAAGAAAAGGGCAUUAGAAUUUUUCCUCUUUGUCAAGUUGAACGUAGAGUGCCACAUUGGUAUAUCUAUCAAGUCUUUAUGGCAAGUCUAUCCUGCUAAGGACACAAAAACUGAGCCGGACUGGUCAAAGCCAGUAAACACUUCUGCAAUGUUUGGCACAAAAAUGAUACAUUUAACUAUUCCAGCUAAUACUUUAGAUUAUGGGUUGUAUCUGUUUACUUACACUGCUGAGGUAGUCCCAAUUAGGACCUCAACAGUCCUCAAGGCCUAUGAUAUGAUUUAUGUUCAGAUUGAGAGAGCUGAUCUAUUGGCAAAUAUCUCAGGAGGCGCGGUCCGCACAGUGGGUUUUUCUGAGCGCUGGACUCUUGAUGGCUCUGAAUCCUCUGAUCCUGAUUCACAGGAAGGACCACUGAUUUUUACUUGGUACUGCACUAAAGACUCAGCAGACUAUGCAACCAUGAAAUUCAACAGGAAAAACAGAUGCCAUCCAUUCCAGAAGGAUUUGAGAUGGAUAAAACCCUCAGGUCCCAUUCAAAAAAUACCACCAGAAUCCCUCCCAGGAAACACCUUAUACUACUUUCGCCUGGUGAUUCAAAAGGGCACAAGGAAGGCUUAUGCUGAUCAAAUUGUAGAGGUAUAUCCUGGCCCUCCACUCAUUCUGGAUAUGAAAUGCAUCGAAAACUGUGGUAGGAGUUUAAUUCCAACAGAGAGAUUUGUCAUAUCUGGAAAAUGCUCAAACUGUAAACCAAGCAACAGGCCACUCUAUUACUGGUCCCUUUUUUCAGACACCUCUAAAGAAAUUAAUUUUGAUUGGGACUCUAAAACAUCAACGGGAAGGUCUGGGGCUUACAUGUCUAUAAAUGCUCUGACUUUCAUAAAGCCUGCAUAUCAAUCCUACAUACUUCACUUAAGUGUAAGUACCUGGGAUGGUAGGUCCACAUCCUCCAAAAUACCCUUUUCGGUAAAUACUCCACCUCGACCCGGCAGGUGCAACAUCAAACCCCGCUACGGUAUAGCCUUUCUGACAAAAUUUGUUGUUAAGUGUAGAGGAUUUUCUGACAACCAUUUACCUCUGACAUAUAAAGUGAUAGUAGCUUCCAAAAUACCGCAAACUACCACAGUAACAUCUGUGGUGGAAAACACAUUUGGCAUAAUUCUGUACUUUGGUUCUGAGCCUAAAACUCCUCCAUCUUUUCUCCCAGCUGGAGUGCCCUCUCGUUGGUACAGUUUGACACUUUAUGUUCAAGUCCGUGAUUCCUUCAGUGCAUUUACCCAGGUGAAUUUACGUGCCUACGUGAGCAGCCCACUUAGAACUCAAUCCCUUUCAGCUAUAUUUCAUCGACUACUGGCUUCAGCAAGCCAUUUAAGCAUGUCAACAUCUGCUCAGCAGACUGGGGAUCGUCUUAGAGCUGGUUAUUUGACUUAUCUUGCAGCCUCACUCUUAAACUAUGGGAAAAAAAAACCAAUUGGCCAGCUCCCUCAGGCUCAGCUUCGGGAAACUGUGGUUAAAACAGCCUUGAAUAUUUCAGUAAACAGCAUCAUGGAAGUCAAUCAAGUAGUGGCUGUUCUUUCUGAAGUCACAGAGGCAGCGGAGAAAAUGAAUGUUAGGUCACAAGACCUUGCCAUUGGGAAACUGACAGAAGUAACAGGAAUUCUGAAGAGACAGAGGAGUCAGACCCAUUGGUCUGAGGAAGCAGAAAUUCAGACUAGUGGAAUACUAAGAUGCUUGUCCAAUGUCCUGAGAGCUGAUCUUCUGCGUCUUAAGAAUGCCAGUGCAAAUGGAAUUCAACAUGUUUUCUCCAUCAUGGAAGGUGUAACAGAUAUAGUUUUCUGGGGAAAAGUCCCUGAAGAAACAGAAACUCUAAUAGAAACAGGACACUGGAAUAUCACUUUGAAGAAAAAUGAAGUCUGGAAAAUUACAGAUUAUUUGCCUGACAUAUCCACCUGCCGCAAUUGCUUUAUUCCAACACUGACAAAAAGAGAUGUUUCGGGAAUGAGCCCGGAUACUGUGUUUUCCACUGCUGUUUUUGAAUUUGAUGAGAGCCCCUUCCCAUGGUUAGGUCACACAUCAGAUAUUGUAUCAAUGGUCAUGGGGUUUAAAAUGUCAGAGAAUAAGGCUAAUGGGGAUCUAGUUCUAUUCAAGCCUGAAAGAGCAGACGUUUUUCUUGCCAGGAAAGGUGGAGUCGUAACUUUUCAUUUAGUAAUGGGACCUGAUAAAACACAAGCUUACACAAUUGGAGGAUUUAGUUUUGAGAUCAGUAAAACUACCAUGAACAUAUACUUCCAGAUUAUCACAAAAUUAGAAGUUACUUUCAAGGUGCUGAUAUUUUCAGGUACCAAUAUUACUCAUGCUCAGCCUGUGGCCUCCUUUACUGCUUUUCACAACAUGUCAACAGCUGCAAGUGGAAGUGAGACAAUCACUGAUGAAUGUAGCAUUACAAGUCCCUAUCUAGUCUGUGUCCCACAGUCCCUGGUGAAAAACAUCAUGCAGAAAAGUGGUGCAGACACUCAGAACAUCUCUGUUCUCUUGGAGACACGCUAUAUCUUAAGGUACCCAAACCGGAAAGUGGUGAGCAUAUACAUUUUUAAUGACCAGUGCCUGUUUCUGAACGGGAUUGAAAGUCAGUGGAGCAACGAUACAUGCGUGUUUGGUCCCUUGACUGACUGGGAGAAGGUACACUGUAUCUGUGUCUUCACGAAGCACCGCAGGAGUCUGUCAGCCCUUCCGGCAUCCAGCAUCAAGUUCCUGGCAGCCAAAGUAGUAGUUCUUCCCAACACAGUAGAUCUGGGGAGAAACCUGAUAGCAGACAUACCUAAAAACCCACUGACCCUCAUAACAGUGCUCUUUAUUUUUGCCAUCUACUUGCUUUUGUGCUGUUGGGCUAUAAGAAGAGACAGGGUUGAGAAGGAGAUCAAGUACAUUAUCGUUCUGCCAGACAAUGAGGUCUCUGAUGAAGGGAGCUUUUUGGUCACUUUGUACACAGGCAGUCGCUGGAAUGCUGGGACCAAAGUAGAAGUCUUUCUGCAGCUCAUCGGCCAGCAUGGCAGGAGUAAAUUCCGUUGUUUAUGGCACCAGCCUUCUCCAGCUUUCCAACGGGGAAGCAUUGAUUGCUUUCUGAUAACUACUACGAGAAAACUGGGAGAUAUUCGCUCCUUCAGGGUCAGGCUCAAUAACGAUGGCAAAUCUCCAACCUGGUUCUUAAGCAGGGCUGAAGUUGAGGACAUGUCCACCAGGAAGACCUGGUUCUUUCUGUGCAGAAAAUGGCUUUUCCUUGAUGAGAACAAUCCCUUGCGAGACUGGAAAUUUUCUGUCAUAGACCCCCAGACACCUCUUCCCAAAUUCGACUAUUUUCUUAUUAAUUUUAACAGGAGACUGACAGAGUACCAUCUAUGGCUCUCAAUUUUUGCUCCUGUUGUGGCUGGGGCUUUCACCAGGUUCCAAAGGUUGUCUACAUUUUUAGCAGUACUAUUAUUCACCUUGCUUGUUAACAUUAUGUUCUUUAAUGCUGAAAAGGAUGAAGAAGCUCCAAUAUACCUGAGGUCUUUGAGAUCAAUAACAGUAGGAAUUGAAUGUGCUUUGCUUACCCUCCCCGUGGAAAUGUUAAUAAUUGCCUUAUUUAAGUAUUCCCAGAAGGAUCCUCCUCCUGUUGUGACUAAGAUGUACCCAAAGGUAGAUUCUACGUACUGGAAUAAUUGCAUAAUAUCUGAAAAAGAUGCAAAUGUAAUUGACACAGAGGAGGAGACAACAGCUGCAGAUUCCCCUGAGACGGGUACAAAGCCCCAGAAGUCAAGUUUCAAUUUCAUGCAGUGGGGCAUCUUUUCCAAAGGAAGGAGCCUAAGUACUACCAUCAGGCAGCUUCGCAAGAUCCCAGACACUGAGCCCUUGCUGUGGUGGUGGUGUGUCCCUGUGGCCUGGGGCCUGGUUCUGAGCAUAACUGUGCUCUCAUCCUUCUUCAUUGUGCUCUAUGGUUUGUCCUAUGGCUACCAGACUUCCCGAGAGUGGCUCAUAGCGUCUGGAACCUCCUUUCUUCAGAACGUGUUUUUCAAUUCAAUUCUGAAAUCCUUACUUUUCUCAGCUAUAAGCACAAUUCGUCCAAAAUACUCUGAAGACAUCAGAUGGGUAACUCAGGAAAAGCAUGUGGAGAUUAACUCAGCUGAAGAAACUGAGAGAGAUGCCUGA